This is a messenger RNA of Chenopodium quinoa (quinoa), 756 nucleotides long. RefSeq names its product protein FAR1-RELATED SEQUENCE 5-like. Bases 1 to 756 code for a protein of 251 amino acids. The record is from RefSeq and is a predicted model, not a curated record. The transcript is spliced from 4 exons. Gene Ontology annotation, biological process: regulation of DNA-templated transcription. Lineage: Eukaryota; Viridiplantae; Streptophyta; Magnoliopsida; Caryophyllales; Amaranthaceae.
AUGGCUGACAUCCCACCCGCAUUUUUCAUUUUAGUAAUGUUUUUUCAUUCAUUGAGGAACAUAUCUGAAAGCAUAGAACAUUGUUCUUCUUCUGUCACUACUGAAGAUAACAAUGAUCAUGAACUUUGUGGUGGGUUUCAAAAUGUCAGGGGCAGUAAAAAUGGUUUCAAAAAUUUUUCUAGGGAGUUGAAAGUUUAUAUCUCUAAUGCUGAUGGUGCAAUGUUUGUUCAGAACCUUGAACAAAAAGUGAAAACCAGUAAAGGGGGUUAUUAUUUUGAUUACUGUGUUGAUGAAAGUAGGCAUUUGACCCGUGUCUUUUGGGCUGAUACUAUUGGUAGAAGAGAUUAUCAAUUAUUUGGGGACUCUUUAUCUUUUGAUUCUACCUAUGAUACAAAUAAAUAUUCAUUGGUUUUCUGUCCUUUUACUGGUGUUGAUAAUCACAAGAGAUGUGUUACAUUUUGUGUUGCUCUAUUAUCUAAAGAAGACAUAGAUUCUUUUGUGUGUCUAUUUCAAAAUUUUUUGAAGUGUAUGGGAAGAGAACCCUCUUGUAUUAUCAAUGAUCAAGAUCCUGCAAUGGGUAUUGCCAUAGAAAAGGUUUUUACCAAGACUAAACAUAGGCUAUGUAUGUGGCACAUAAUGAGGAAGGUACCUGAAAAGGUUGGAACUGCUUUUUGUAAUGAAACUAAUUUCCUGAAAAAGCUAAGUGUAGUAGUUUGGGAUAGAGAGAUUGAUCCUCAUGUAUUUGUUGAUGGCUAG